Molecule: messenger RNA, 2792 nt
Organism: Coccinella septempunctata (seven-spotted ladybird)
Lineage: Eukaryota; Metazoa; Arthropoda; Insecta; Coleoptera; Coccinellidae
Product: zinc finger protein 568-like
Exons: 5
Coding region: 112-1494 (460 amino acids)
Cellular component (GO): nucleus
Molecular function (GO): zinc ion binding
Source: RefSeq, a predicted model, not a curated record
CCGAACCAUUUACGUCAGUUACUUCCGCAACAACAAUCAUCUUUUCUCAAAAUUUUUCGAAAAAUCUAAACAGUAGUCAAUUUGUAAAUUAUUUCAGCCAAAAUAAGCCCGAUGGAAACCUACGUCUUUUCUCUUGAUCUUAACAAAGUUUGCAGGAUAUGUUUAUGUGAAGAUAACCAAAUGUUUUCGAUUUUUAGCGAGAUUUACGAAGAUGACAAUUCUUCUGAAGAACUUCCUUGCCUGAAUGAGAUCAUUAGUAGCCUUUCUUCCAUGAAGAUACACGCUAACGAUGGCUUACCUGACUCCAUCUGUAGUAAAUGCAUAGAGAGUGCCCAUACAUCUUAUAAAUUCCAAAAGUGUUGCAACAGAUCUCAGCUCAUCCUCGAAACCUACAUAAGUCAAUGUGGCAUCUUAAAAGAGACUUCGAUCGAAGACGUUCCUUCAAUCAAAAAUAAAGAAACUGAGGAAUUUCCAACUAUAACCACGGACAUACUGAAAGAAAGUAAAACUCCCCUUUUGUACAAUGAAAACGACCUGGAUUUAGCGGAGAAUUAUAUCAAAGAGUCUCUCAUCGAAGAAGCGAAUAACAGCACCAUUAUAGUAGAAAAUGAGUCGAGUCUGAAUCCCGACCAGUUUUUCGCAACCGACGACGAUUUGACAGUAGAACCAGCGAAAGACGAUGUAAAAGAGGACGGGAAAAGUGUUGAAAAACCCGAAGAAACGAGUGACGAAGAAGGCAUCGGUAAUCUGAAGAAUUACGAGAAGACCUUGCCAACCGGUGAGAAGUUUUUCGCUUGUAAAAUGUGCGAGAGGAUCUACAAGAACGGGAGCAGUUUGAGGGCCCACAUCAGGGGUCACCACAAGAAGAAGAGACCGUACAAGUGCGACAUCUGCGGUAAGGGCUUCAAGAUGUACGGCUCCUUCUUCUACCACAAGAGGAUGCACACCGGGGACCAACCGCACUGCUGCAAGAUAUGCGGUAAGAAGUACAAACAGAGCGGAAGUCUGACCGCCCACAUGAGGAUCCACACGGGACAGAGGCCGUUCCUGUGCUCCAUCUGCGGCAGGGGCUUCAGGCAACAACCCGACUUGAACUACCACAUGCGCACGCACACCAAGGAGAAGCCCUAUCAGUGUACGGUGUGCGGAAAAACCAUGACCAUGCAGUCGCAUCUCGUCCAACACAUGCGCAUCCACACUGGCGAACGCCCCUUCAAGUGCAGUCAGUGCGGAAAGGCCUUCUUGUCGUCCACCUGCCUGAAGAGGCACGAGAUCAUCCACACCGGCCAGAAGCCUUACACCUGCGAGGUGUGCAACAAAUCCUUCAACAGGAGCAGCAGCCUGAACAUACACAGCAAGACGCACACCGACGACAGGCCACACGUGUGCCCCGUGUGCGACAAGGGCUUCAUACAGGCCCACACUUUGAAGACUCACCUCUCGACCCAUCUGUCCGAGAUCAAAAAGGCCAAGAUAAUCGUGCACGAGGGUUGAGGAGCAGGUCUGAGCUGUAUUCAUCGAUUAUUUUGUUCGUUUUUGGCGUUUUUGCUGAUUUCUACCACGCGUUAUUCUGCGAAUUUUAGAUUGUAGAGCUGAAACUCUUCAACUUCAUCGGGUACGAGUAACUAAUCGAUAUGGGAUGUUUUCAAGGGUAGACAGUACCGCAUAAAUCUAAUAUAAUGACUUUAAUUUUCAAUAUAAAAGUACAUAGAAAUAUUUAAAAGAAUAGUAUACAUUGAUGAUCGACAAGUGUAAUAAGUCAUCGAUUCUCAUUUAUAUAAUAAUGCGUCAUAACACGAUGAUGGUACACACACCAUUCUAAAUCAGUCCUAACAAAAAACAAGAAUGACUCAGAAAAUCGUCCAAACGCGCUUUUACCCCCCCUCCCCCCGCCUUUCUCACACAGGAAUAUAAUUAUUAAAAUUCUCACACAUCAUUGUUGAAUUUUUGGACUAGAAAAACGUUUGUGAUGCAACGUAGGAAUACAGAACAAGGUUACCAAGGUUGAAAUGAAAUUUUUGUCGUACAAACAAUUCCACCCGUUGUUGAGAUCUCUAAAAAUGUUUAGUGUGUUAGAAAGAUUCAACUUAAACAACGUUAAUCAGAUCACAGAACCAAUAUUUCGAAGCUUACACCUCCGAACGGUCGCAGAAACGUCGGGGAAGCUAACCUUGAGCGAUUCGAUCUGUUCGUUACAGACUUAAGGUACAGGGUGUUCGGAAUAACACGAAAUUUAGCAUCAACGCCCCCUGUGAGAAAUAAUAAAAACGCGUGAGACUUCGUCCGACGUUUCUGUGACCGAUCCGGAGCACAUAGACCUUUGUUGAUAAUUUUCUCUAUACAUCGUUCUACUCUUUCUUCUAAAUCUAACGGAUAUUUAAAUCUGUGCUAUUUAUCUAGUCACCCAAUUGACGAAUAGACUCAAUCUCAGCGGAAACAGCGUCGGAUCCGACCGACGAACGGAUCCCAGUCUGUUUCUCCCCUCUACAAGCUCGUUAAGAACUGAAGUAAUGUGCACAUCCACAAGUCCGGCGGCGUACAACGAAUCCGAACCGAGCCGAGCUCGCCAAACACGACUCCUAGUAGAAGUUAGGGGAGAUAACCUAAAAAUUUGACAGUUGCACGUCACUUUCCGCGAGCUCGGCGAAGCUGUCUUCUUAAUGUCACUAUCGAUACCUGUAACUUCUUUCUGUGAUAAAUGUGGUUUUUAUUAUUGUUAUUAUUACGAAAUGUUACGUGUAUUUUGGUUUUCCUGUGAUAAGUGCUUCGUGAUAAUAAAAAUUUUUCAUCGA